GUUGCGCGCACAUUUCGUUGAUAUUUAUCGAAAACAAUAAUAAAAAUUUCAACACUUGACAUUGUGGCUGUCCAGAACAGCUGGAACAAAGCUACAAAUAGGUAAACACAGUCAGCUAAAUUUGCGCCAAGGACAGACAUGACGCCGCCACCGCCACCGCCAACAACAACUACAGCACAGCCCCAACAACAGCCGCCGCCGCCAAUGGGCCAAAGCAUUGCACCAAGCGGCGCAUUUCCAGGUUCACUCACCCCCGGUUGGAAUGAUCCGCCGCCAGUUAGCGCCGACGCAGGCACGGCCAGCGCUGGCAACCGUCGUCCCCGGCUUGAUCUGCGCAAACGCGUCGCAUAUCCCAUGAAUGGCAGCGGAAGCAAUCCACAAGCAACGCAGCCGCCACCGCCGCCGCCACCGCUCUGAUGUGAUCUGGAACAGCAGCCCAUGGCUGCCACGUCAGCGCUAGAUAAUAACGCAAGCUUAUGAUUUUCAACAAUUCGUGUAAGCACCAACAAUAAUUUACAUAGAUAGCAACAAAAUAUAUACAUAUAUAACAUA
Messenger RNA from Drosophila virilis, 552 nucleotides. RefSeq names its product steroid receptor RNA activator 1. The record is from RefSeq and is a predicted model, not a curated record. Lineage: Eukaryota; Metazoa; Arthropoda; Insecta; Diptera; Drosophilidae.